Penicillium taxi is the source of this 2154-nucleotide messenger RNA. RefSeq lists its product as uncharacterized. The transcript has 6 exons. The record is from RefSeq and is a predicted model, not a curated record. Lineage: Eukaryota; Fungi; Ascomycota; Eurotiomycetes; Eurotiales; Aspergillaceae. The coding region runs from base 1 to 2154 and encodes 717 amino acids.
AUGCUUCUCUUCGCGGCUGUCGGUACAAUUCUGUUGAACUCAGCGACAGCUUAUGCUGCCACAGAUAGUUUCAAUGCCAGUUCUUCUGGAGCGGGGCUCUCGGGGACUAGUACUUCACUAUAUGAUAUGCUACAGCGCAAUAAAGAGGUCGAAUUUCAAUUAGCGAAAUCAUCUAUCCAAGGCGUGAGGAAGAUGAGCACAAAUGAAGGUGAAAAGUUCUUCCUUGACUAUUGGCAAUUUAACAAUGACUCUCAUGGAAGCUUGUCAGAGCGCGAUGUGGCCGAUUUUGAUAUUGAUAUCGAAAAGAGCUACGACGCCCAAAGUUCUCAAGAUGAGUCCCAGGUCAACCUCUUCCAUGCAAGAUCAUAUCCGUUCAAGCCUUCGUUCGACCGGGAAACAAAUUCAAUACUUGGCCGAAGUCUACUGGAUGUAAGAGACUUCAAGUGUCCUACUGGGACGGAUGCAUGCACAUCUAUCGGCCGGUCUGAUCGCUGCUGCAGCUCCAGUGAUACUUGUGAACUAGUUACAGAUACGGGAUCUGGCGAUGUUGGAUGUUGCCCGAAUGGGCAGACUUGUGGCGGUACCGUUGGAUCUUGUCAGAGUGGGUAUUCUACUUGCUCUACGGCUCUUGGAGGCGGGUGCUGUAUUCCAGGAUAUGAAUGUGUUUCUGGCGGCUGCGCAUUUGUUUCUGUGGUCACUAUUACUAUUGAUCAAACCGUGACACUAUCCACAAAGACCUAUUCAACAGAGCCACAAAACACUAAGUCUGUUUCUGCCUCAACCUCCACUUCAAAAUCUACGUCAUCUACUUCAUCAUCCUCAUCUACCACUGAAACCGAAACAACAGCCACAUUAGUAGCCCCAGCUCGGCCAACAAGCCUAACAACCCAAACCCACGCAACAACAAGUCAAACAGAAGUCUGCCCAACAGGCUUCUACGCUUGUUCCGCCGUCUAUGGUGGCGGUUGCUGUCAAACAGGUCGAAAUUGUGAUACAACAUCAUGCCCCACAACAUCGUCUACUACCUUUACGUCCAAUGGCGUGACUAUAGUGGAGCCUGUCACGACAUCAAGCUCAUCAAGUACGGGCAAAUGCGCGACAGGCUGGUCCAUUUGCGCUGCUACAGCUGGCGGUGGAUGUUGUCCGUUGGGUUAUAUGUGUGGGUCUAGCUGUACGGCAACAGCAGCGGCAACUACAGUUGCUAAGGAACAGGCUACUGGUGGUGCUGGAGGCGCAUACCAAAGUCAAUUUCAACCGCCCAUCAUGUCUGACAAGCCCCAAGCUCCCCUCCCCUUCAUCUACCAAUUCGCCGCUGGUGCGGUGGCUGGUGUCUCUGAGGUACCCGCUGGAUGUGGUCAAGACUCGAGUACUGGUGUCGCUGUCGCAGGCGCAGAACACUACAAUGGCAUGUUUGAUUGCUUUAGUAAGAUAAUCAAGACCGAGGGUUUCUCGCGUCUGUACCGUGGUAUCUCCGCUCCCAUCCUGAUGGAGGCUCCCAAGCGUGCUACUAAGUUCGCCGCAAACGACAGCUGGGGAGCUUUCUACCGGGGUCUGUUCGGUGUGGACAAGCAGACCCAGAGUCUGGCUGUUCUGACUGGUGCCACCGCCGGAGCUACUGAGUCGUUCGUCGUCGUUCCCUUCGAACUUGUCAAGAUUCGUCUGCAGGACAAGGCCUCCAAGUACAACGGUAUGAUGGAUGUGGUGAAGACAAUCGUUAGAGAAGAGGGCCCGUUGGCCAUGUACAACGGUCUUGAGUCGACCCUGUGGCGUCACAUCCUGUGGAACGCCGGUUACUUUGGCUGUAUCUUCCAGGUCCGCGCCCAGCUGCCCACACCUGAGCCUGGUAACAAGAGCCAGCAAACUCGCAACGAUUUGAUCGCUGGUUCCAUCGGUGGUAUCGCCGGUACUAUCAUCAACACCCCCAUGGAUGUCGUCAAGUCCCGUAUCCAGAACACCUCCAAGGUUGCCGGCCAGAUCCCUAAGUACAACUGGGCCUGGCCUGCUGUUGGAACUGUCCUGAAGGAGGAGGGCUUCGGAGCCUUGUACAAGGGAUUCAUUCCCAAGGUGCUGCGUCUCGGCCCCGGUGGUGGUAUCUUGCUCGUCGUCUUCACUAAUAUGAUGGACUUCUUCCGCACGAUGCGCGGUGAGCAGUAA